AUGGCGGUUCACGGCGGAGGAGAACGCGGUACUGAACGGCGCGGAAGCACAGAUCGAGAUCUGGCUAACUCGAGGUUCACAAAUGCUGAUGAUGGAAUGAGCGACGAAAUCGUGUCGGUGGAGGAAGCAGAAGCGAUGGAUUCGUCCGCCGCAGAUGCGGACAUAGAUGCAGAAGCAGCGGUGAGGAUUGUUGACGGGAUAGGGUCGUUUGGCGCAAUUGAAUUUUCUUCCCUAACACCCAUGGACGUCUUUACGACGGAGUUCACAAGCCUACAGGCAGCUUAUGACUACUACAACAAAUACGGUCGCAUCAAGGGAUUCUCGGUCAGGAGGUCCAAGGUGGGUCGCAGAACAAAGCAGGCGGCGGAGGGCGAAAUCAUUUGGCAGAUAUUUGUGUGCUCGAGGGAAGGCGAGCGAGAUGGGAAACACAUGCAGCGGGAAGACAGGAAGAUGGAUCCUCGACCGAUCACGCGGUGCGGGUGUGAAGACCGGAUUAAGGUCCACGUUGAUGAUGCCAGCGGGCGAUGGUUUGUUGAACAAUUCUAUGACAACCAUAAUCAUCCCAUGCUGGAUGCGAGGUUUAGAGGUCUGUCGCGGUCACACAGAGCAGUCAAGGAAAGCGAUUUGCACCAAAUCAAUUCCAUGAGGAAAUCUGGGUUGCGGAAGCCGACGAUUUUCCAUGCCUUUGCCAAUCAGUCGGGAGGAUUCGAGACUGUAGGGUUCGAGAUAAAGGACAUAUAUAAUGCGAUAGAGAAGCAAAGGCGGGCUGGCGCGACAGAUGCCGAGGUCGCGUUGAAGUUCUUGGGAACUUUAAGGGCCACUGAUAAUGGGAUGUUCUGGAAGUACUCGCUGGAUGUUGACAAGAGGCUGGAAAAUCUCUUCUGGUACGAUGGUACAAGUCGUUAUGACUACAUCGUUUUUGGGGCUGUCCUGGGUUUUAAUGCAACGUACGGUCGUAACAAAUACAAGUUCCAUUUGGUAAUAUUCUCAGGGGUUGACCAUCAUAUGAGGACGGUGGUGUUUGGCUGCGCCAUCUUGAGCAACGAGAGCGAAGGAAGCUACGUGUGGUUGUUGCGGUCAUUUCUUGAGGCAAUGAAAGAAAAACAGCCGAAGUCUGUCAUCACGGACGGGGACCUCGCCAUGAAGAGUGCGGUUAGCACAGUUUUCCCCGGUGCACAUCACAGGUUGUGUAGCUGGCAUUUGCUAAGGAACGCCACUGGUAGAGUUGGACGGCCAUGUUUUCUGAGGAAAUUCCGUCUAUGCCUCAUGGGAGAUCUAGAGGUCGACGAAUUUGAGAUAAUAUGGAUGGAUAGCAUGGCCGACCACGGGUUGGAGGAUCAUCCGUGGAUAGUGGACAUGUAUGCCAAGAAGCAUUCAUGGUCUAAUGCCCAUAUCCGGGGGAACUUCUUCGCAGGACUGAAGACGAGAUCGAGGUGCGAGGCGUUAAAUAUGCAGCUUCAAAAAUUUAUACACAACGGGUACAAUCUGAUGGAGUUUGUGGAGCACUUCCAACACUAUUUGGAGUUCAUGAGGAGGAGAGAACUAGUGGUAGACUACAAGUCUGCGUACGGCGAGCCUGUUGUAAAGACGAAACUCGAGGCCAUUGAGCUGUUCGCUGCGACGGUUUAUACAAGAGAGGUUUUCGAACUGUUUCGGGAGGUGCUGAUGCUAGCCAGCAAUGUUAGAGUUGUGUCUACCAAGAGAACGAGCACUUGUGUUUUGUUCGAGAUUGCAAUGUACUGCAAGCAGAGAUCAUGGGCCAUGUCGUGGGCCGAGGAAGAUGACGAAUUCAGCUGUUCUUGUCAGCGGAUGGAGUCCUUUGGGCUUCCUUAUGUCCACAUGGUUGGGGUUCUGGUUUAUCUGAACAUGACAGCUAUCCCCAGAAGCCUAAUACUUGAACGGUGGAUGAAGAGGGCAAAGCAGCCGCGUGCACCCAACGAAGGAGUACGUGUUGGGGAGAUCCCAGACGCGGCAUACAUGAGCAUGCACGCGGCGAUGCUGGAUGAUUGCAGGGAGCUGGUGAGCUUCUCUUGCCAAUUCUUCGAGGACUACGUGAAUGUGAAAACAAGGUUGGCAAAGGAGCGCCAAUCCUUGCGGGAGAAACAUCGCUAA
Arachis ipaensis is the source of this 2112-nucleotide messenger RNA. NCBI's taxonomy places the organism in Eukaryota, Viridiplantae, Streptophyta, Magnoliopsida, Fabales, Fabaceae. The record is from RefSeq and is a predicted model, not a curated record.